Molecule: messenger RNA, 1882 nt
Organism: Dermacentor andersoni
Lineage: Eukaryota; Metazoa; Arthropoda; Arachnida; Ixodida; Ixodidae
Source: RefSeq, a predicted model, not a curated record
AUGUUCCUCAAGUUCUCUGAUAUCAGCGUCGCCAACAAAAAGCCCCCUUUAGUGGGUACGAGCCAUGGUAACGGUUCACCCUCAUCAUCAUCAUCAAGAAGACGGUUCACGCGGUCGGAAACCGAUACGGUCAGAGAGGCGUCACCCCAUCAUCAUCAUCAUCAUCAUCAUCAUCAAGAAGACGGUGCACGGGGGCACGCUCAGCACGCGGUCGAAACCGACAUACGGUCAGAGACACGUCACCUCGGCCGACCCCAGUGGAGCAGAGCUGCAUACUGUCUAUACAUUGGCAUCGACGCGCUCCAGUCCAGGGCUCGUCCCGGCCUGCCGCCUCGAGUGACCGCGGUGAUGGCGUCGCCUUCGAAACCGACAUCCCCGGACGGAAAGUCCCACGGCACGAUGGGUCCCUCGUCGGCGGUGACGACCGCCUCCCCCUCCGCGCCGCAGCUGGAGGGUGAGCAGCCACAGUCGCCGACCAAGCCAGUGGCCAACGUCCCGGCUAGCCCGACGCCGUCGGACGAUUUCACGCCCGGCGCCCCAGAGGCGGCGACUGCAACAGCAGUAGCGAAAGGCAGCGAUGGUGGCGCGCCCCCCGGUCCACCGCCGGAGCUGCAGCCGGUGCAGGACUGCGGCCGCCUGCUGAACCGGCUGGCGCAAUCGCUGCUCGCGUCCAUGCUGGACGUGCCGUCGCGAGUCCAGUGGAACCUGCUGAUGUCGCCCAUCUCGCUGGCCACCGCGCUGGCGUCGCUCGUCGCCGGCUGCGAAGGCCCCACCAAGGAGGACCUGUGCAACCUGCUGCGUCUCACGCUGCCCGAGGUCGAGGCCAUCGUCGAGCGCUUCAAGACCGAGGCGGCGGAGCACAUGUUCUACGUGGCGAACCGGAUGUUCCUGCAGUCCAACUGCCCGCUGCUGGCCACCUUCCGGUCGCACAUCGAGGCCAAGUACAUGACCACCGCGCAGAACGUGGACUUCGAGAGCCCGGAUCAGUCGUACGUGCGCGCCAUCAACGAGUGGUGCAGCAACGCGACCAACGGCAAGGUGCCCGCCGUGGUGACGCGAAAGACGUUCGCGGCCAGCUCGUCCAUGGUGCUGGUGAGCGCGGUGUACUUCAAGGGCCUCUGGAAGGACAAGUUCUACCCGAACGCCACGCACAUGAUGAAGUUCCACGUGUCGCGCGCCGACACCCUGGACGUGCGCAUGAUGACGCGCACGGGCCGCUUCCCGUACGCCGAGGUGCCCUCGCUGCGGAUACGCGCCCUCGAGGUGCCCUACCGCACCGGGAAGCUCACCAUGGUGCUGAUCCUGCCCACGGAGGUGGACGGUCUGCGGCUGACCCAGCAGAGCCUGCUGGCCGGCGACACCCUGUGGGAGGUGACGCGGAAGCUGCGGCCCCGGGCCAACGUGCGCCUCGGGCUGCCCAAAUUCGUGCUCACGGCGCGCAACAAGAUGCGAGACCUGCUCGAAGGGAUGGGCUCCCAUCGCCCUUUCGACCCCGAGCAGGCACAGUUCAUCAACAUCUCAGGCUUCAAGGGACUGCACACCACCGAGAUCAUACAGGCCGUCACCGUAGAGGUGUCCGAGGACGGCAACGAGAUCACGCGCACCUCGGCGCUGGUGAACGAGGUGGUGGCCAAGAUGGCGCCGGCCACCCAGUUCCUGGUGGACCGGCCCUUCCUAUUCUUCGUGCGGAGCAAGACCACGGGCGCCAUCUUGCUCUUCGGGUGCGUCCGGCAGCCGCUGGAGUGGCGGCCCGACAGCCCGGACAACUCGGCGCUGCUCUGAAUGUGUGCGGCGCCAUUCGCGUGGUGCACGACCUGCGCCCGCCGCCCCGUUCUUUAUUUAAAUUGCGUACGUUCAUUAAAACACCUGCAUUUGGUGCUGC